UGUUCGAUUCAUCAAAAUGAAAAUAGUCUAUCUUUUUUGUGCUAUAUUGUGUUUUGGUGGGAUUAGUAUGUUGCUUACUCUCCGGUCACUUAGAGGCCUGCCAGCAGAUGAUAAGUCCUUUAUACCGAUCAGAAGAGGCUCCCAUCCUGAAAAAGUUCAUAUUCAUAAUCCUAACACAUAUACAGAAAGCUCCUACAACUAUUUAGCUGACUACAAUAAUAAUAGUGGUUCAUCAAGAAAUAUGGAAGAUAAUUCGAAGUCUAUUGAUAAAAAGCUAGGUAGAAAUGUUACCGCAAUUUUUGGAAAAGAUGUAAAAUAUUCUUUGGUGCACUUCAAUAUCACUCUUGAAGAAAUUCCACGAAAUUUAUAUGUCGCUCUGGAGAAUGAAUCAUCUAAAGGUUCAAUUAUAAACAAAAAAACUCAUAAAAAAACACUAGGUUUAUCAAAUUACACGAAGAUUUCUCAUAAAUCUCCAGAUGAUACCGAGGAAGAAAAAGAAGAGUAUGGGAAGAAAUCAUCAAGCCGGAUUACAUACGAAUAUCCAAUAAUUUCAUUAUUGCAGUUCAAUAUCACUCUGAAGAAAAAGCCAAGAAAUCCAUUAACUGUCGUUGAAACUAAUUCGAGUGAGGUUUCACAAAAAAUUGAAGAAAUUAAUUCGAAAAAUUAUAUUCACAAAUCUCCAGGAAAUUCUUAUGAGCACCUAUCAAACAAUACAACCCCGAAACAAACUGAAUACUAUGAGAGGGAAAUGUCACCCCAGAUUGUUCGAGAAUAUCCAGAAACAUCAUUAUUUCUCUUCAAUAUCACUCUUAGAGAAAUUCCAAGAAAAUUGGCAACAACUGUUGUCAAUAAAUCAUCCGUAGCUUCAUUCGUAUAUAGUAGAACUCAAAAAAGGGAAAUAGGUUUAUCAAAUAUGACAGAGGAUGUUUACAGAUCCCCAGAAUAUUCUGCCUUGGACAACAGUACAGAAAUAGAAGACUUCGAGGAUAUCCAGGUUUUCCACAAGAUUCCAAAAUUAUCAUCUGCCUACGACAUCACUCUUGAAGAACUACUAAAAAAACCUGUAGCAAACGUUAAAAAUAAGUCGUCUCAUGGUUCUUCCAUAUACGAUAGUAUCCAGGGCUCAACAAAUGUGAUGAAUACACCUCAAUUACCAGAAUAUUCCCACAAUUAUAAUUUGGAAAGCGGCAAUACCAUGGGGGAGAUGAAAAACUAUGAGAAUAAUCAACCAUUGGCUAGCAAUUUGAUGUCUAAUGAAACCAAUGGAGGAAAUUUGCAUGUUUGGAAUUUAAUACCUUCCAAUAUCAACUAUUUGGAGGAUGCAUACGAUUAUACAUUUGACAAUAAGGCCACUAUGGAAAAAAAUAUUCAGUCAUCUAAUUAUUCACAAUUUUCUAAUGAAGCGGAUGUGGCAAAGAUAUAUGCUUGGGAUUCAAUACCAGAAAAUGACCAACUUCUAGCAGGUACACUUAACAACAACAUUAUCUUAGACGAAGUAAAGAACAAUAUGACGGUAGUUGAAGAAAAUGAACCAAAUACCGUUGAAGAUUAUUCGUCCUCCGUCAUUGAGGCACCUUUGGAGUCCAAGUUUCUUCCACAGCUGUCGUCGGAUGAAAAGAUGUUCAAUUUGACGGUGGAACCUGAUGAUUUUGAAGCUCUCGUGGGAGUUCCAGAUGGAAGUUUUUUGAACUCUUCUGGAACUGAGAGAAAUUGUACAGACUGCACAGAGGCAAUAGAGGCGACAACUGGAAUGAAAUUAAUUGCAUGUAUGUGUGCCAUCUUCACAAUUGAAUUUCCCUCUGAAAGUGACAUUCCUCUCACGUCAAAAACAUUCCACAACAUAUCCUGUCACCAGGAUGUUCUCAACGAACAUGCCUGUAAGGACGUUUGCAUCGAUAUUGCCACCGUCAAUGAUGAACUGAAUGACAGCAUGGUUUGCUCCUUCGUAGAAUCCUACAAAACUGACCUGAAGGCGUUUUUGUACUCAAAGUUGUGUGAAGACGCUGAAUGGAACUUCACUGGCAUUUCAUCAGCGGAAUCUGUUUGUUGCUACAGGGGUUUCAAAAUACCUUGUUGAUCCAAUUAUUUCCCAAGAAAAAAUAAGAUUUUCUGCAUUCACUUACUUUUGCUAUUAACUAAGUUUAUUGAGUAUUUUUUUUUCUGUAGUUUGUAGGAUUUGAUAUUUUCAUUGUUCGUUUCGAGUAGUUUAUAGGUUAGCAAAAUAAAAAAUA
Molecule: messenger RNA, 2231 nt
Organism: Leptinotarsa decemlineata (Colorado potato beetle)
Lineage: Eukaryota; Metazoa; Arthropoda; Insecta; Coleoptera; Chrysomelidae
Source: RefSeq, a predicted model, not a curated record